This is a messenger RNA of Cygnus olor (mute swan), 5434 nucleotides long. RefSeq names its product solute carrier family 6 member 4 (gene SLC6A4). The record is from RefSeq and is a predicted model, not a curated record. Gene Ontology annotation, cellular component: plasma membrane; neuron projection. The transcript has 14 exons. The coding region runs from base 1063 to 3075 and encodes 670 amino acids. NCBI's taxonomy places the organism in Eukaryota, Metazoa, Chordata, Aves, Anseriformes, Anatidae. Gene Ontology annotation, biological process: sodium ion transmembrane transport; serotonin uptake. Gene Ontology annotation, molecular function: serotonin binding; serotonin:sodium:chloride symporter activity.
GGAACAAGUCCCUGAAAACCCGCAACCACUUGUAGCAAAGCUGCCAUUGCUCUAACAAUCAGCUACUCUUACUUGCCCCCAUUCUGUUUUUCCACUUUCUUUUUCAAAUCUGCCACCUAAAGUACGGCAGUAUUUCAUUGACCUGCUAUUCGUGGCUUUUUAUAAACAAAUUGUGAAGUUUCGGAAUGAAGAAAUCCUGGGUGAAAGAAGCAGGUGAAAAAGCAUGUGUCAGAGGUGAGGUAUUCCAAAGAGCAGUAGGAAGAAAGGAUAUUACUUGUUGAUUUUACUGAAGUAGCUAAAUGCUUUUUAAAGAAUUUGUGCUUAACGUUUUACAACAAAACUAAACAUAUUUCUUCCUUAAAAAAAUGUAAAUGCUCAGAAAUAACAUUACUCUUUCCAAACCCCUUUGCUGUGCUAAUAUCCCUAUCGAUAUACAAUCUGCAGAGCCACCUGCAAACUUGUAAUUUACUGACUCCCUCAAAACUUCAGUCCCAUUUGUCAGCCCCUUCAUCAUCACCGUCCUGUUAUUUAUAGCUGUAAUAACAGGCAGCAAAGCUGGCCCUUACCAGAAAAGCCUCCCUCACUCUCCCUCUGCCUUCAUUGGAUCCUGUUCUUUUGAAGCGAUCGGAACACACAAAUGUAGCCACCCACCUCUAGGAGAAAAACUGAGCUGCAGCCCUGGUGAAACAUAAAGUUUAUUUGACUAAAGUGACGCAAAAAUUCUUAAAGAGCUCUUUGGCAGCAGAUUAUCUGGAAAUCAGACCAUGUGAGGGGGACUGGUGUACAAAAACCUCCCCAAGAUGCUGAGUUGCCCACAGGCUGCGUUCCCGAGCCGCUGCAGUAAAUGUGGGUGAAGGUUCCUCCAGCUUGGAUAACUCCGGGGAAAGCACUUCAAACCCGGCCGAAAGACAGAUGGUGUUCGUGCCUUCAGUCUGAUGGAUUUAAAAAUGGAGGGGGAAUUCUAAGAGCGUUGGGAAUACAGUGGAAACAAAAGCGUGGGAAAAGAAGCCACGCGGCUGUGCUGCUGUCCCUCUGCAACUGAGCAGGACAAAGCUUGGGAAAAUGGAAAAAAAGGCAACGAGCAAUGAGACUCAGCUGCUGACUUCCAAGAAAGAUGUCUCAGGCUGCAAUGAAGAAGAAGACUGCAGAGAGAACGAACUUCUGAUCAGGAACCCUAAAUCUGCCCUGCGGCUAGUGGAGGAUGGGAACAAAGUCCAUCCCAGCCAGGGAGAUAAGGAGGAGGCAGCUCCGAUCUCAAAUGGCUAUUCAGGGGUUCAGAGCUCUGGUCCUUGCAAUGGGAUGGGAGGGGUGGAAGAUGCCCAGUGCACUGCCCCCGCAGCCACGACCACCACCACAACCACCACCUCCACCACCUGCAGAGCUGAGGGCCAGCAGCAGCUGAUUGAGCUGGAAGACAGAGAGACCUGGAGCAAAAAAAUUGACUUUCUACUCUCUGUCAUCGGGUAUGCAGUGGAUCUGGGAAACGUGUGGAGAUUUCCUUACAUAUGCUAUCAAAACGGAGGAGGAGCAUUCCUCAUUCCGUACACAAUCAUGGCCAUCUUUGGAGGUAUUCCUCUCUUCUAUAUGGAACUAGCGUUAGGACAGUACCACAGGAAUGGGUGCAUCUCAAUCUGGAGAAAAAUAUGUCCCAUUUUCAAAGGAAUUGGCUUUGCCAUCUGUAUAAUUGAUCUUUACGUGGCCUCCUACUACAACACCAUUAUGGCGUGGGCCUUUUACUACCUCGUGUCCUCCUUCACGACGGAGCUGCCGUGGACCAGCUGCACAAACGCCUGGAACACAGGCAACUGCACGAACUACUUCAGCAAGGACAACGUCAGCUGGACCCUGUACUCCAUCUCUCCUGCAGAAGAAUUUUAUACCCGCCAAGUUCUACAGGUGCAUAGGUCCAAUGGGCUGGAUGACCUGGGGGGCAUUAGCUGGCAAUUGACCCUCUGUUUAUUGUUAAUCUUCACCAUUGUAUACUUCAGCAUCUGGAAAGGGGUCAAAACAUCUGGCAAGGUGGUGUGGGUGACUGCCACAUUCCCAUACAUCAUCCUCUUUAUCCUGCUAGUGAGAGGUGCAACUCUGCCUGGAGCCUGGAGAGGUGUCCUCUACUACCUGAAACCUGACUGGCAGAAACUCCUGGCCACUGAGGUUUGGGUAGAUGCAGCAGCUCAGAUUUUUUUCUCCCUUGGUCCAGGUUUUGGGGUCUUAUUGGCUUAUGCCAGCUACAACAAGUUCCAUAACAACUGCUACCAAGACGCUCUGGUUACCAGUACCGUGAACUGCAUGACUAGUUUUGUGUCUGGAUUUGUCAUUUUCACUGUGCUGGGAUACAUGGCUGAGAUGAGGAAUGAAGAUGUAUCAGAAGUUGCCAAAGACACCGGACCCAGUCUGCUCUUCAUUACCUACGCCGAGGCCAUUGCAAACAUGCCUGCUUCAACUUUCUUUGCCAUCAUAUUUUUCCUGAUGUUACUCACGCUGGGAUUAGACAGCACGUUUGCAGGACUAGAAGGAGUGAUUACUGGAGUACUGGAUGAAUUCCCUCAUGUCUGGAGCAAACGCAGGGAAUUGUUUGUCCUUGGUCUGAUCAUCAUUUGCUUUUUGGGCUCAUUAGCAACCCUGACAUUUGGAGGCGCAUAUGUGGUGAAGCUGUUUGAAGAGUACGCCACCGGCCCAGCUGUCCUGACAGUGGUGUUCCUGGAAGCAGUUGCUGUGGCCUGGUUCUACGGCAUCACCCAGUUUUGCAACGAUGUGAAGGAAAUGCUCGGCUUUGCCCCAGGCUGGUACUGGCGAGUUUGCUGGGUAGCAAUUAGCCCCAUCUUCCUUUUGUUUGUCACUUGCAGCUUUCUGUCCAACCCUCCUGAGCUACGACUUUUUGAUUAUAAUUACCCCUACUGGACCACAGUGGUGGGUUAUUGCAUAGGAACCUCUUCUAUCAUCUGCAUUCCGAUCUACAUGGUUUAUCGGCUGAUCGUCACUCCAGGAACACUGAAGGAGCGUAUUCUGAAAAGCAUCACUCCAGAAACAGCUACAGAAAUUCCUAUUGGAGACAUCCGCAUGAAUGCAGUUUAAGCUAACCUGUGUUCUGGGGGAGAGGUGGAGCAGAAAACCUAACUUUCCCCAUACUCUUCCCCACCCAAAGAAUUACGUUUCCAGCUGAGAUAACAACUGGAGGAGCUUUCAGUGGAGGCUCUGUCACUGACAAUGGGCAUUUGGAAACGUGAUGCCUCCAGCACAUUUAUCCAAGCAAUCCGAUGAAAUCUGCUGAGCACUUCUAACCAGACUGAACCGACUGGGACCAAUUCAUUCUGGAAACGCAAGGACGUCUGUGUGCAUGAGAAUACCACUGCUCCACGCGUGGGCACUGGGGCUGGUUGAAAGCCUGGGUGAUUGCCAAAGCCUCUGUGGGACGAGUGUCAGCGGGUGGGAUUAGGCUUAGAAUCGCAAGUGUGUGGCAGUACCCCUGUAUUUUCCUCAAUGUGAUCGUUCGUACUGGGCAAUGUUGUAUUCGCUUCUAAGGUUCUAAUUGCUUAAACUACAGUGAAAAAUACAAAAGUAUUUCCGAUAGCCAUAUAUUACUCAAGUAACACAGGGUUUUAUAAACUAAAAUAUAUUAGUAAAUUCUGCAAACCCUAGGUUUGUAGGGGAGUCGUGAGAUGAAGAGGAAACAAUCCCGAGCAGCACUAUAUAGCACUCCGCACGAGUUAGCACACACAUUUGGUAACGUUAUCCUCCUUUUCAUUUCCCACAUUUCGUAGAUUUUAACAGUUUCUAGUAAUUGUUUCUUGCUUAAUACAUUCUACAAAAUCCAUUUUUGCAAUGUAGGCUUCACUUUCCUUGAGACACAAUCAAGCAAAAUAUAUCACAGGUUACCUCGCCAGUAUUUAAGUUGCCAGCACUUACUCUAAUGUUUUCAUAAAUAAGCUAGAUAUUCGCAAAAAUCAUUGCACUGACAGACCUAAUGUUUAUUCCCAAGGAAACUACAUACCAACAGUGAAUUAUUUGGGGUUCAGAUGCCAAAAAGUGGGCUCUCAAAUAUCUGCUUUUCUUUAUUUUUUUUAAGUCAACUCCACAGCUAAAAUUGGCUGGAGCCUGCAGCUUUUUCUAUUGUUUCCUAGUAAAGAACUAAAGUUUAGAACAACCCUUUUGGCUGGCUGACAAAAGCACAUUUAACAAACUACACAAGCCUACUCUGAGGAUUUACUAGCUCCUGUUCUUAUGUGAAUUACAUUUAGCUUUCACCCCGAAGAAGAAGAGGAGAUCAUUUUUUUAGCAAGACGUUCAGCAGGAUAGGUUCUGAUCAGAACUAUUUGUAUUAAAUUUUGAGGCACUGAUACACAAAUUAACUUCCAUGCACAUACCAAUCUCUUCCUAUUAGAUAUGUACAUACGCCUUCCAACAGGAACUGCCCUUUAGACUGACUGCAGUCAGCUGGAGGACAACGGUUUUGCUGCAGUUAUGUGGAAAUUUAGAUAAACCUAAGUAGUUAUCAUUUAUGUAAAGACAUUGUAUUUUUACUCUACCGCAUAGAUUAUAACAAUCUAUGAAAAGUAAAAUAAAAUAGAGCGUAAAAGUCUCUUUUGUAAUUCAUGGUCUACUUAGGCAACAUACUGCUAUAAGGAACAAUGUUAUGUACACAUUCAGAGCAGCAGGCAUUAAGAAACCCACUGGAGAGUUCACAUCAGUACAAAGAACUUACCUGGCCAGAGGAAAGCAGCAAGGGUGCAAUUGCCUUUUGAAACCAUUUUUCUUGCUUCUGUUGUGUUUUUCUGCUUAGGUGUGCAGACACCUCGUGGAGGAAUGCCUCCUACACCUCAGCUACUAACUUCACUUACCUUUAGGUCUCGAGCCCAACUUCCAAUAAGGAAAUAAAGUGACAAUGACGGUUCUUUCCAAACUACAAACAUAAGUCUCCUGCACUAUUUUAAAAAAGGGAGUAGGUUCUUGCAUUGCCACCAGAAAAAAACAUAAUAAAUCUGUCUUACUGGAUGGUUACUCACACAGGCUAGUUCUGAAGCGUACUCCUCAAGAAUAUUUGAAAACUACUUCCAAAGCCGACUUCAUUGUGAGGAAAAGACAAACAGUUGAGAAUCUGUUUAAUAAUAAAAAUGCAUUUGGAUUUCAAGUUGCCAAUCAGAAAAUUACUGUUUUUUUUAAUAAACAUUUCUGUUUUGAGUUCAUUCAUUGAAAAAUACAUAUGAAAUGUCAACGUAAAAUGAACGAUGUACUCAUAUGUAUCAAGUGUGGGAAAUAAAGGAGAAAACCCCACCCAGCUUCUCCAUUCUUUAGACUGGUGUUCAACUAAUGCUAGGUAUCUUACCUCCUAAAUGGGAAUUUUCAAUAGAUAUAUCUUACAGAUGUAUUUCUUGCCAGAACUGAUACUCUGUUCCAUGCUAGGCUCAUAAAUAAAUACAUAUUUUAAACUCUUACA